Molecule: messenger RNA, 363 nt
Organism: Hevea brasiliensis (rubber tree)
Lineage: Eukaryota; Viridiplantae; Streptophyta; Magnoliopsida; Malpighiales; Euphorbiaceae
Product: receptor-like protein 9DC3
Exons: 2
Coding region: 1-363 (120 amino acids)
Molecular function (GO): protein binding
Source: RefSeq, a predicted model, not a curated record
AUGGUGAACUCUGAUGUGAAAAUGGAAUACAUGCAUGAUCCAAAUAUUUCUUAUGAUUAUUCUGUGAGUCUAACACUCAAAGGAUUGGAGAUUCAGUUGGUGAAAAUCCAAACGCUUCUUACAACCAUUGAUUUGUCUGGCAAUAUUCCACCAUCAAUGGGGAAUUGGAGCAAUUUGGAAUCACUAGACCUCUCGUCAAAUCUUUUUGUUGGAAGGAUUCCUACUCAGUUGGUAGAUUUAACAUUUCUCCUAGUAUUUCGAGUUUCACAUAAUCAACUUGAAGGACUCAUACCUGAAGGAAAGCAGUUCAACACAUUCCAUAAUGCUUCAUAUGAAGGAAAUUUGGGAUUGUGUGGAUUUUGA